Molecule: messenger RNA, 1371 nt
Organism: Drosophila elegans
Lineage: Eukaryota; Metazoa; Arthropoda; Insecta; Diptera; Drosophilidae
Product: myb-like protein Q
Exons: 5
Coding region: 1-1371 (456 amino acids)
Source: RefSeq, a predicted model, not a curated record
AUGAAGUGUGGCGAUGGCAAGGAUGGUGGAUGGUGGAUGGUGGAUGGCGUUGAUGCCAGCGACGAGGCAGCGGGCCAAAGGGAAGAUGAAGUGGAGCCGUUCCUGGCCGGACCUUUGACCCUGCAUUCCCGUUCCCGUUCCCAGGCAGCAGCAACCAAGAUAGCGAACCUGUCGACCGGACUUUCGGCCAGUCCCGCCGCGGGACUGGGAUUCUUGGGCAUCCUGCAGUGGCAGCCGCCUGGUAAGGCGCCCAAGUUGCUGAGCUACUCGUCCGGGGCCCGAUCCUCCAGCCAGCCGUAUGCGAUGCCCGCCUCCAACAAUAAUUGCUGCAGCAGCAGCAACGGCAACGGCGGCAACAGGAACAGUGGUUGCUGCCAGGAAUGUCGUUGUUGCAAGCAGGGAUAUGAACAUUUGCCGGUGCCGCGUUUGCGUCAUCAACAGCCGCCUCCUCCGCUCUACCAAAUUCCCCAGCAGCAGCAUCAACAGCAACAUCAGCAGCUGCAACAUCAACAUGAACAAGAGCAACAUCAUCAACAGCAGCAACAUCAGCAAAUUAGAUGCAUCACCACUCUACAGCAGACUACUACAACGCAGCAGUUGCAACAGUUACCAUCUGCAACAUCCUCUUUUUCGAACUAUUCGUAUGGCAACUGCCUUAUGCCACCAACUACUGCAACAUCCAGUACCUACAUGAGCAAUCUUGGACCAGAACAACAUUGCCAUUCCCAUUGUAACAAUAUACACGACAGCAACAUGCAACACUGCGGCAGCAACAUGUCACCGGCAAUCUACAACAACUCCCCUGCUCAACCGAUGAUAUUUGUGCCUCUAAUGCUGCCCAUGCAACAGCAAAAUCAGCAGCAACAGCAACACUUUCAGUUGCAACCUCCGCUGCCGCCCAUUGAGGAUUGCAAGCCAAUGUGGCAGGCUAAGAGCGUUCCACCUCCACCACAACCGCCGCCCCUGCUCACCCACUUUCAGCAGUUGUUGCAGCCACCGCCGCUGCCACCGCCAACGCCAAUGCCUCAACCGGAAGUUGCCUGCCCCCUGCCCAGCAGAGCCCCUGCCACGCCCCCGCUACCACCGACCUACAGCGUUCAAAGCCUCAAGUCCGCAGCUGCGUCGGCUGUCAGCGUUUAUCAGCGGAAUGGCAAAUUGCCCAGGUGCCUGCCCGCUCUGCGUGCCAUGGAAAUGGCGCUGCGUACCAACUCCUUUGUCACGCCCCCCCGCCCAAUAGCUGGGGCCGAAGGAAGCGCACUGGACACGGAGGACAGCGACGAGGAAAUGGAGUACAUGCCGCCAUUGCACACUAGAGAUUCUGCCAACCUGGCCUACAUGAAGACAACAGGGAACGACAAAUUCCUGGGAUAA